AUGCAAGCAACCUUGGCCACAGCCAUUGAGAUUGUCCGUCUUCAAAAUAUUCAGACAUACAUGGUCAAUGCCAUACAGUUCAAUAAGCUCCGUAAGGCCCCAGACAUCCAUGUUGGACAAGAAGUCCUGGUGUUUACCCAACAGCUCUCUCUGUUAUGUAUGAGUGUCUGUACUUUUAAUUUAAAUCUACAAUUAUGUUGGAUACAACACUCUCGACCUGGCCGGUCUGGAAAACUCUCUUGGGCAUGGAAGGGUCCUUAUGAAAUCGAAGCCAUCAGUCAUGACCAAUACUCUCUAAGACCCUCUCCUACAAGCAAUCAUCGCGCACUCAAUCAAGUCCAUGCUCAACGAAUUAAGGCGUACCACAGACCAGAAGUCCCUGUCUUGGCCAUCAAGAACACCAGCCUCUAA
This is a messenger RNA of Phycomyces blakesleeanus NRRL 1555(-), 411 nucleotides long. RefSeq lists its product as hypothetical. NCBI's taxonomy places the organism in Eukaryota, Fungi, Mucoromycota, Mucoromycetes, Mucorales, Phycomycetaceae. The transcript has 2 exons. The coding region runs from base 1 to 411 and encodes 136 amino acids. The record is from RefSeq and is a predicted model, not a curated record.